Polypterus senegalus (gray bichir) is the source of this 4170-nucleotide messenger RNA. Its product is annotated as cadherin-18. Gene Ontology annotation, cellular component: catenin complex; adherens junction; plasma membrane. The coding region runs from base 1435 to 3807 and encodes 790 amino acids. NCBI's taxonomy places the organism in Eukaryota, Metazoa, Chordata, Cladistia, Polypteriformes, Polypteridae. The record is from RefSeq and is a predicted model, not a curated record. The transcript has 20 exons. Gene Ontology annotation, molecular function: cadherin binding; calcium ion binding. Gene Ontology annotation, biological process: calcium-dependent cell-cell adhesion; multicellular organism development; cell-cell junction assembly.
AGCAGCAGAAGGAGUCAAGGCACAGAGCUGAGAGAGGCUGAGAGAGAAAAAAAAGGGAAGUGCGAAACAGAGAGCCGACCCAGCUUCAGUAUGUGAUUGCUGCUUCUGUCUGAUCGCAUAGAUCUGCCUGCGUGCUCUGUGAACAUCCUUGCGAGUUGCUUUGGUCACCUGAAGAUGAUUCUAGUCCGGGGGCCUUGACAGUAAUUAGAGUGUGAGCCAUGGGAUUGCUUGUUUCAUAAUAAUCCGGCAUUCUGCAUCUGCUGCUUUUCAAGAAGAUUGUUUUGAAAGAGAGAGCAAGGCAGACUUUUAAGCUUGUGCCGUGGAUUUCCUAUUAAAGCAUACAGGUUUGUGGAAGGCACAGUGAAUGGAAGGAAAAAGGUUCUGCAAAGAAAAUUGAGGACCUGGCAAAGCAAGCGUUAAAAUAAAAGCCUUGCAAAAAGUAUUCCACAGGAACCAGCAUGGACUGGAAAAAAUAUGAGCUGAGAUGCAGGAACAUAAAAGAAGACUAAGCUGCCCUGUCAGAAAACCCUACUGCCACGUUUAGCCGAAUAUUUCUUGGAUUAGAAACAAACCCAGGAAAUUCAGCACCAAACUCUGAGGGGCACCACAAUUAACUGAGGACAGAACUGAGGAAGUACUGUCCACUGACUACGGAGCAUAUUACAAAUGAUGCUGCUACAUUCCUGAUGCCAGACUGAGUGAAUGUUCUAAAUAAAAUAAAAUUUGUCUAUGAGCUGACAAGAUUUGAAGAUACCAACAAAAUACUCGUUAAUGAGUGUGGCCAUCAGAGGGUGCUCCAGCUCUCCAGACAUCUGACACAAAGACUCAGGCACAAGUAUAAAAGCACAAAGAGCUUUGUAUUAUAGGAAACGCUUCUGUGACCGCAGAUCUUGUGACCCAAAGGGGCAAUACUCCAUUCCUAGUCUUGUCCUCCUUGGGCUGAGCAGACUCCUUGGAACUUCCAGUUUCAGCAUGUCAUUCUUGAGAUGUUUUGUCUUUUCCUAAAAAAGAAAAAGAGAAGAGAAUUCUUUGAGGCAUCUGGUCUACUUCAUCCUUGGCCCAGUGGUUUUCUUUGUGCUCCAGACCCAUUUCUCAAGGACAGGGAUCAGGAGGCAGUUUCCUGCUUAUGUUAUAAGGGAGCUAAGCUAAUUGCAUCAACUGGUGAGCAUCGAGGUGGCAAGUAUUCUAAAGCUGAAGCAUGAUGAUCUGCUACUAUAGCUUGUACUAAAGCUUCCUGCAAAGUCCCUUCAGGAUUAUUGUUCUCAUCCAUGAUGUAAAUGAAGUUUGACAUUUCCCCCGAUGGGCAGUUAAACCAUGGACCUUAAAAGAACUCUUUGGACUGGCCUCAUAAUCUGGAAUUAACUUUAAUACACUGAGCUGAGAAGGCAAAUUCAGUAUAAAGGAAAAAGGAAAUUAACAAGCUGAUUUCCUACAAUGAGAAUUACGACCACAUCCUGCCUCUGUCCUGUCCUGGUCUGCCUCAGCUUUGUUCAGAGGUGCUAUGGGACAUCUCAUCAUAGUUCAGUAAAAGUGAGCAAAAACCAAACCAAACACAUUGACGGAGAGACUGAGGUACACCAUCGGCCUAAACGUGGCUGGGUUUGGAACCAGUUCUUUGUUUUAGAAGAACACAUAGGAUCGGAGCCACAGUACGUUGGAAAGCUUCAUUCUAAUUCUGAUAAAGGGGAUGGAUCUGUCAGGUACAUUCUUACUGGUGAAGGCGCUGGUUCAAUAUUUCAUAUUGAUGAGACUACGGGAGAUAUCCAUGCUACCAAAAGUCUGGAUCGAGAGCAGAAAACACACUACGUAUUACAUGCCCAAGCCAUUGAUCGACGGACGCAGAAGCCUUUGGAACCGGAAUCAGAAUUUAUCAUUAAAGUGCAAGAUAUCAAUGACAAUGCACCUAAAUUUACAGAUGGACCAUUUGUUGCAUCAGUACCAGAAAUGUCUGAAGUUGGUACCUCUGUUCUGCAGGUGACAGCUACAGAUGCUGAUGAUCCCACUUAUGGAAAUAGUGCUAGGGUUGUUUACAGUAUCCUUCAAGGACAGCCUUAUUUUUCUGUUGAUCCCAAAACAGGUGUCAUCAGGACUGCCUUAGCAAACAUGGAUCGGGAAGCCAGAGAACAGUAUGCUGUUGUUAUUCAAGCCAAAGACAUGGCAGGACAAAUAGGAGGCCUAUCUGGAUCAACCACCAUAAAUAUUACUUUAACUGAUGUCAAUGACAACCCUCCUAAAUUUCUUCAAAAAAAUCAUCAGUUGUAUGUACCAGAAUCAGCACAAGUUGGAAAACCUGUGGGUAAAAUCAAAGCAUAUGAUGAUGACAUUGGAGUUAAUGCAGAGAUAAAGUACAGUAUUGUGAAUGGAGAUGGAACUUCCACCUUCAACAUAUCCACUGACAAGGAAACAAGAGAAGGCAUCAUCUCUUUGAAAAAGCCACUUAACUAUGAGAGGAAGAAAAGCUAUACACUCAUCAUUGAAGGAUCAAACCCUCAUACAGAUGGUCGAUUUUCACAUCUUGGACCAUUUAAAGAUACAACAACACUGAAGAUAAUAAUUGGAGAUGUAGAUGAGCCACCUGUGUUUUCAAUGUCUUCUUACAUAAUGGAUGUAUAUGAAAAUGCAGAAGUGGGAACAGUGGUGGGUGCAGUUACUGCACAGGAUCCGGAUAGUCUAAACAAACCAAUCAGAUAUUCCAUUGAUGGCAGUUUACACGAAGAUAGCUAUUUCAGCAUAGAUUCCACCAGCGGAACUAUUAAGACUACAAAAGUCCUUGAUAGAGAAGAACAACCGUGGUAUAACAUCACAGUAACUGCUUUUGAGGAUGACAGACAGACUGACCAGAGCCAUGUUCCAGUUGCAAUUCACGUCUUAGAUGUCAAUGACAACCCACCAGAACUUUCCACGGAGGAUGAUGUAAUUAUUUGUGAGACAUCCAGGCCUGGCCAGGUAAUUCAAACUGUGACUGCUAUGGACAAAGAUGACUUUGCAAAUGGGCCACAGUUCUUCUUUUCAUUUCCAGAUGAUCUUCCAGUUAACCCUAAUUUUACUCUAAGGAAUAAUGAAGAUUAUACAGUCAGCAUUUUGGCAAAAAGAAGGAGAUUCAGUAGGACAGUCCAAGAAGUUUAUCAUCUACCAAUUGUGGUAUCCGAUGGCGGGAGCCCUUCUCUUACAAGAACUAGUACUCUCACUCUGCGGGUGUGUGCCUGUGAAAGAGAUGGGAAAGUGAGAACUUGCCAUGCUGAACCAUUCCUCUCUUCUGCAGGGUUAAGCACAGGGGCUCUUAUUGCAAUUCUUCUUUGCAUUGUCAUCUUACUUGUGAUUGUGGUGUUAUUUAUUACACUGAGGAGGAGCAAAAAAGAGCCACUGAUUAUUUCAGAGGAGGAUAUCCGAGAAAAUGUUGUCACUUAUGAUGAUGAAGGUGGAGGAGAGGAGGACACAGAGGCUUUUGAUAUUAGUGCUCUAAGAAAUCCAGCAGCAGCAGAAGACCUAAAAUUUCGAAGAGAUGUCAGGCCAGAUAUUCAAACAGCUCCCAGGAACAGCCCACCAUUGGUCCUUGACGGUGUCAACGUACAUGACUUUAUAAAACAAAGACUUAUAGAAGCUGACCUUGAUACUAGUGUUCCUCCAUACGAUUCCCUUCAGACAUAUGCAUAUGAGGGUCAUGGAUCACUUGCUGGGUCAAUUAGUUCUCUUGAUUCAGCAACCACACACUCCGAGCAGGAUUAUAAUUACCUUUGUGACUGGGGACCAGAAUUUCAAAAACUUGCUGAACUCUAUGGUGAAGAAGAGUCAGAACAAACCACUUAGUGUCUGUUACUGUAAAAAAGAAAAACCUCAGUUAAAUAAAAAAAGCUUUUGAACUGUACCAGUUGUUCACUUUUACUGUAGAAACAAGUGCCCUUUUUCAUUUUCUGAUCUUGGGUUCUACAAGUGGAACAAAAAAAGAUAACUGAUUUUGAAAAUACAAAAAAGACAAUUAUUUUCCCUGGUGUAUAUUUUUUAUUGAUGAAUAAAGUCCAUAGAACCAGUUAAGUAAAUACAUGUACUGAAGUGUAAGCAAUGGAUUUUUUUCUUUAUUUCAGUUGUUAUGAGUUAAUUUUGCACCAUGGCACACAUUCAUAAUUUACUGUAUAAAUAUAAAGACAUUAGCAUAAACAUUUAAAGUCAGUC